AUGUGCAAACAAAAACUCAUUAAACGACCGCCCGCUCCUGCUUUGGUGCAGUUGUUGGGAAGGACCACAAAAGCUCCCAUCUCCCUGUCCGUGCUGCUGCUCUUCGUCCUCGUUUGCCGUUGUAGUAGUUCGGCAACUUCUCAACAUCUUGAUUUCCUUGACGAAGGCUUUGAAGUAGGCGAAGCACAAGGUGUUUCAGCCCCGGAAGCAGCAGCAAGUGCUACUGAGCUAGGAGAUGGGGGCGAUGGUGGAGGAAGGUUGCGACAGGUGUUGAAUAAGGGUUUAGGCCAUGUAAAUAUGGAAUGGAUUCAUAAUGCAAUGAAGAAGUUUGGGUGGCAUGCAGUGGGGUCUGCUGCUGCCGUGUUGCUGCUGGCAGUUUUUGUUGCCGCAAGGUUGUUUGCUGCUGCUGUUUCCAAAGAGCAGAGGGUACCCAAAGCGCCUCACGAGAAGGAGGACGACAAAGCGGAGGUGAAGAAGGAGAAGAAGGGGGAGGAUAUCCCCAUUAGGAAGGAUCUGAAAGAGGGAGGGGAUAAAGAAAGAUACGAAGCGGACGAGGCGUCACUUUUGGGGGGAGGGGAGAAACCGGCGCAAGAAUCUUCACACGAAGCGCAGCAACAGCAGGAAGAUGCAGAAGGACACGAUGAUGGCGAAGCCGAGAGGGAAGAGGAGGAGGAUGAAAGUGGAGGGGAAGAGAAAGACGAAAAGGAGAAGGAAAUAUCGGGGGAAGGAAUAGAGCAAGAGGAAGAAGCAACGGAGGAAGAAGAGAAAGAAGGAACAGGAGAAACGGAGGAAGAGGGAGGAGACGAGAAAGAUCAAGAGGGAGGAGGAGAAGAGACGUUUGACGGGGAGAGUGGUGCUGGUCACGAAGGCGAAGGGGAAGCCGAGAUGUCCACAGCUGACGAUGCGUCACAGGCGGGAGCAGGAGAGAAGCCGUCACAAGAAUCUUCACAAGAAGCACAGCAACAGCAGGAAGAUGCAGAAGGACACGAUGAAGGCGAAGCCGAGAGGGAAGAGGAGGAGGAUGAAAGUGGAGGGGAAGGGAAAGACGAAAAGAAGGAAAUAUCGGGGGAAGGAAUAGAGCAAGAGGAUGGAGCAACGGAGGAAGAAGAGAAAGAAGGGGGAAAGCCGGGAGAGCAAGGAAUACAGGUAGAAAAAGAUGGAGGAUUAGAAAUGGAGACAGAUGGAGGAGACGAGAAAGAUCAAGACGACGGAGAAGGGAGAAACGAAAUUGUUGCGGAGACUGUUGCUGCUCAGUUGAAGCUGUUGCAGCAGCUGCAGCGUUGCGUUCCCCCUGCAGGUUCUUUAGUUGAAUCUCUGAAUAGACCGUCGUGCACUAUGAUUCUUGAGGAUAUACGGAAGAAUAUAGAAAGUGCGGUGAGGCACAAAUCAGCUGCAAUGGCCGGAGAGCCUGAAGCGGUUGUUGCGCUUGCGGCUGCGAACCAAGAAGCAGAACGUCUGGCUCUGACUCUUCAGAAGGAGGCAUGGAGAGUUGUAUCCUCUAAUGUAUGGAGACUGACUCCACGCACCAAUGCAGCUGUUGUAGCUGGUGCCUGUACUGCAAGAAUGUUGUUUGAGAAAACAGGAGUCACAUUAUCGUAUUAUAAAGCCUGGGAAGAAGCUGUGCGCGUCUGCGACAUUAGAAUUCUCUCUCUGCAUGAGGGUGCACAAACAAUAGAGAAGGUGGUGCCGAGGAUUCCUUCACUGCAGGAGAAACAUCAGGUGCCGCUGCUCAGUCGAAUUUCUGCUGCGCGGGUUGCAGUGGAAGCCUCCCUUUCUUGUGUGAAAGGGCAAGAAGACGCAGAAAAAGCAGCAAUGCAGCUAAAGCAAAUUUAUCUGAAGCUGGUCAAGAACAUUCGACUGGUGGAGGCAGAGCUACAAGCUGCCAAUCUAGCAGUUCAAGGCCAAAUUGCUUCCGUGUUGCUGGAGACUGCACGCGCGCGUCUGGUGGACAGGUCACGAUCAGCGUCAGCUGAAGAGGCAAAUCUUUUGGGGAGAUGGGACCAGCUGCAUAAGGAGGCCCUAGAGGGGCUCAGCGCGAUCAAGCGGCAACUGGAGGUGUUAAAGGGUACGACAGACCUGCUGGUCAUCACGUUUUCAGCGCCACCGACAGCGAGGGCAUCAACCCGUGUAGGAAGCCUUCUUCAGGAACUACUCAAUGAGCUGUCAAAUUUUUUUUCCAGCCAGGCGUUCCUUGGCGCUAAACAACUUCCGAGCGAGCCAGACAUGGAGGGUUUGCUGCCUAGUGUGAAUCAGCUUAUGGACAUGCCAAGAAUUUUGAAACCCAUUGUUGAAGCAAUAACAGCAACUGAACAGCAGGUGCUGGAGGUGGGACGCCAGGUAGAGAUGCAGCUUCCCGGGCUAAAGAACCUGUCAUUGUUGCCUCAAUGGUUUCUGGGAAACAUUGAAAAGCACCUGAAGCAUAUGCUGAUGAAUACGAAGGUGCAAAGGCAGGCCGUCGAGAACUGUGUAACCGGGAUGGGCCAGAGCGCGGCUAUCAACAUAUGGAAAUCAUUGGGUGUACUAGGCGAUCACAUAUCAGCAAUCACCAGGCACCGCAAGGGUGUGUGGGAGCUGGAUGCUGUAGUGCAAAUGCUGGUGGUGUUGAAGGAGAUGGUAGCAAAUACUGAAAAGACCAAAGAAACUGCAUUAGAGGUGAUAGGAAGUUCCACAAUCCUGCAACCUGCCGAACACCAACGGGCACGCGAACUCACUCAACAUGUGGAUCAUGCAGUGACAGCAGCAAGACGAGCAGAGAGCCUUUCUGCUGUUAUCCAAGCAGUAGGUCACUGUGUUUAUGUUAACGAGAAGCUGUCACAACUGGUGUGGAUGUCAAAAUUAGAAAGUCUGCUGCAAAACGAUACAGCAGCAGCAGCAGAAGUGUCGGCAGCUGAAGGUGCUAAGCAGAAACUCGAAUCCGCCGCAGCUGAAGUGGCUCAAGACGGGGGAGUCAAGGAAGAACAGGCGUACGUUCAAGCAGCAGUAACAAAAAUGGGAAGCAACCAAGGAAGAGACUUCGGUAGGCAAACAACAGCAAAAGCGGAGGGAGAAACAGCCCACGAAAAAGAUGAGCAUGGGGAAGAUGAUCACACAAACUAUACAACACCCCCAGAGAGUGAAGGAGACGAAGGAAGCGAGAGUGUAGACGAAUACGAAGAUGCCACAGAGUGGGCAGGAAGUUCAUGA
This is a messenger RNA of Eimeria maxima, 3183 nucleotides long. RefSeq lists its product as hypothetical. The transcript has a single exon. The record is from RefSeq and is a predicted model, not a curated record. The coding region runs from base 1 to 3183 and encodes 1060 amino acids. Lineage: Eukaryota; Apicomplexa; Conoidasida; Eucoccidiorida; Eimeriidae.